GCUCUAUAACACCUGGGCAGAUCAUCUUUUCAGUUCAGAACAGUUUAGUACGCUGAAGAUACCAUGGAUCAUAUAGAACGUGCACUGCUGGUGCUAAACUUAUUGUUGUUGUUUCUCAGCACAGUAGCCAAUGGUGGAUUCCUAAAAAACAAGCCAGUUGAGGAGGAGGAGUACAUUCGUCUUGAUUUGAAUCAUAACACUAGGAUUGUCCGAGAUGAAACAAAACCUUCUAAAACAUUUGAAAGAAUGAACGAAGUAAACCAAGACCUUUCUCCUAGCGGGAUUAUAAAAAGCUCUCGAGGGAAAAGGGAGUCAAACAAGAACAAACUGCUGUUUAGAACGGAGAAGUUAGUUGCCGCUGGACAGGGGAAAAGUGUGUUAAAAACCAAGGAUGGAAUGAAACAGGCUGUUGCAGGAUGUAUCAACCAAUCUUGUUCCAAGGAUGGAAUGAAACAGGCUGUUGCAGGAUGUAUCAACCAAUCUUGUUUGGACAAUUUGAAAAAAUUGCAAUUCUGGAUUAAAGGAGAUUUUGCCAAUGCGGAAAAGAGGUUCAAACGUUAUGAGAAUUUUGUAAAGAUAACUGAGAAGAAGUUUAACACCUCUAACUUCCUAAAUGCUUCAAUGAAAGCUCUCUUACAUGCUAUUGGUGAAAAGGAAGCUGUUACGAAUGGAACACCCAUUUGUGGUGGACAAUAUGACACAGAAGAUGGACAAAAGGGAUUGGUCCACUAUCUGAACAUGAGUUAUUGCGAGAGUAAUAUUACUGAACAGUGCGUAAAUCCUGCAGGUUCAGAAGCCAAUAGGACAGCUGUUCAAGAAUGUGUUAACCUACGAGAAGAUAUGAAGACCAAAUAUGAUGAUUGUUUAAAUCAACCUCAAAGCAUAUGUUCGUGUGUGAGCCAAAUUGCCGACUAUCCGGCAAAGUAUAAAAACUGCAGUGAUCUAAGUGUUCAAUUGGAAGCAGAAGCAAAGGACGCCAGAACUGUGUGCAAAGAAAAGUUUGCUGAAUGUAAGAAGCUUGAAGAUGGAUCAAUUGGUUAUAUUGCUAAAUGUUACACAUCAGCUGAAAAUCUGAAUCUAACCUUGACAUCCUUGAAGGUGGCUGAGGAUAAGUUAGAAAAAGUUACAACUAAAAUAGACAUGAUCCUAAACGGAACUGCUAGAACGAAGAGAAACCUGAUUAAAGCGACAGAAUUAGAAGUAGUUAACACCCUUUCAGUUAUCACGGUUAGAACAACAAGCACAGCCAACAUCGAUUUGAUUGGAAGAGAUGAAACUUUAUUCUCCGUGGCGAAAACAUUUCUCUCAUAUACUCAAGUUAUAGUUUCCAGCUCUGUCAGAGUACAAAUUCUACAGAAUAGGGUACAACUGCAAGUUAUCAUUGUAAGGAUUAAAGCCAGAAUCCAAAAUAUCAAAAGCAUGUUAAAACAGCAAUACAAUCUUGAACCAGACAAUGCUUUUGUUACUUUAAUUAUACCACCCCGAGUCCCAGACUCUUCUACUACUACUACUACUACUACUACUACUACUACUACUACUACUACUACUACUACUACUACUACUACUACUACUACUACUACUACUACUACUACU
Molecule: messenger RNA, 1593 nt
Organism: Eurytemora carolleeae
Lineage: Eukaryota; Metazoa; Arthropoda; Copepoda; Calanoida; Temoridae
Exons: 9
Source: RefSeq, a predicted model, not a curated record